This is a messenger RNA of Dacryopinax primogenitus, 1300 nucleotides long. RefSeq lists its product as uncharacterized. The record is from RefSeq and is a predicted model, not a curated record. Lineage: Eukaryota; Fungi; Basidiomycota; Dacrymycetes; Dacrymycetales; Dacrymycetaceae. Bases 579 to 743 code for a protein of 54 amino acids. The transcript is spliced from 2 exons.
GUCAUGCCCUCUUCCCGUCAUCCCUCCGUUCGUCUAGCCCUCCUUGCUUUCGCCCUAUCGACUUGGGUAGAAGGCUCCACUCUCCUUCGGAGGUCCGUUCUCAUCGCUUCCGCCUCCUCGCUCUUCCCUCAUGACCGAGAUUUGCCCGAAUUGGAAGAUGAUGAGCUCGAGGAAAGGGAUGGGGCAUGGUGGAAAGCUUUUGUAGGAUGGAUGCAAGCCAGGGGGAGGAGGUUGAGUGAGCUGGAACGAGUGGCCUUUGGGGUUGUAGAUUUGUCGACUGCAUUCCUAAUUCUAAACGGAAUGCACAGCAAACCGCUCCUUCCUUUCCUCCUCACACCUCUGUUCGGCGAGCUUCCGGUCCCCCGUCCGCCUUCCACCCUUCGCGCCCCACGCUGGCGAUACAUCCUGCUCACCUCCUUCGCGCUCACACUUGCGCACUCUCUCGUUCGAGCACUCACUUCCUCCGUUGUUCUGCGACUCACUAGACAACCACCUUUGCUGCCACCCGGAGCGCAAGUAGUGAUCAAAGGCGCCGAUCUACCUCCCUCCGGCAGUUCCAAUGAAGCGACACACGAAGAAUGCCUAAUCUGCUCCGCUCCGGCCGCCAGCUCUUCCCCCCUCGAAGCUUUCUGCACAACCGCACCCAAGUUGCAUCCUGUCCAUCGAGGUUGCUUCUUGCGAUGGCGAGCAGCAUACGCCCAAACGCGGGCGCCAGAGCUGGUACGCUUGCAUGGGCAGGAUGAAGCCGGACCGACGGAUCGGGAAGUCCGGCGGGCAUUGUCAAUCCUCAAAGCUGCUACUCCCGGGGAGGGUGCAGUCACCCUCCAGUUAAGAGUCGUUCCCUGCCCGCCAGAUCUCGCGGACGGGAGUUCUGCGACCGGGAGCGAGCUCUUACUACUCCCUCCCGCUCCUUACCCCGCGAACGUCCACACCCAUCUGGCCACUCUGCUCACGUCUUCCCCUCCCUGUCCAGGAUGUCGGUCCUCCGUACUCCUUCAUUUCGUUCUCCUCCGCAGCUUGGGUCCUCAGAGAAGGAAGAGCCUGGCUGAGCGGUUGCGGAGGGAGGCGAUCGAAUGGGGAAAAGUUGUAACAGGACGAGCUGUGCUGGGGCAGUUUAUUGCCCAGCAGGGAUUUGUUCUGGCGGUGAUGAGUAUGAUGCAGGCUACUGCUGGAGUUGCGGGGGAUGUGUAUGUUAGUGCGGGGUUGUGAUGAAUACAUUGAUCAGGACGAAUUGUCUGAUGACGAAGGCUGCGGCAAGGAAUUCACUUGACAUAUUUCUCUCUGAACUCCUUGUUUAAAU